AUGGUAAUGUACGUCUGGGGCCAGGAUUCUCUCACGCUGGAGGAUUUAAAAAAUCCCUUGCUGUCUGAGGAACUGGACGCGGAAUGCGAGGAUAUUCUUUUGAUCAAUGCCCGCAGUUACGCGGUGUCCGGCACCUCCAGGGAAGAAGAGAGAAGCCUGCGAAGCUUUACCGAUAUCCUCACUGACCACGAAGAUAUUCAAAAGACGGGCGUUCCACCACACCAAGUCAUGGAACUGGACGUGUUAAAGCACUCAGCCGACCAAACCCACGAAGAUUGGCUUCGCAUGGCGGUUGUCAUCCGGGACAACUACCAUAAAUACCGCGGGUUUGUCAUUCACAACGGAACCGACACUAUGGUGGCCACCGCCACCGCCCUCAGUUUCAUGCUGGAAAACCUGGGGAAACCUGUCAUUUUUACCGGCUCGCGUAUUCCAGCAGACCGUCUCUACACCGACCUUAAACGCAACUUAAUUGUUGCCCUGCUCUUUGCCAACUGCAGCCAGCUCUGCGAGGUCUGUAUCUUGUUCGAUGAACGGCUAUUCCGGGCAAAUCGAACAAUCAAGGUUUCCAGGUCAACACUCGCACCAUUUGACUCGCCGCAUUUUCCCCCGCUGGCGACAAUGCAUGGAACCGUGAGCCUACAUCGACCAUUUCUCCGUCCGUUUCCACUGGGUCAAUUUCGCGUCAUGGAAAAUAUGAAUUCAGUUGUCUUGUGUCUGAAGCUGGGGCCAUCUAUGCGGAAAGAGUUUUUAAUGCGAUCCAUUGAGCUGACAGAGGCACGCGCCAUUGUCAUCAUCGCGUUUGGUGGGGGAAAUGCGCCAUCAUUCGGCGGUUUCAUGAAAAAGAUCCUGCGGAAGGCGGUGGAGCGUGACAUUGCCGUUUGUAUUUGCACGCAGAACUUGUACGGUUCGGUGGACUUGGGCACUUACGCCGCGGGCGACCAACUGCUGGAGGCGGGGGCCAUUUCGGCAUCUGACAUGACCAUCGACGCCAGCAUCAUGAAGCUGAAGUACCUCAUAGGGCUUGGGCUUCCCACAAAGGAUAUAAAAAGGUUUUUUAGCAGCGUCAGCCUGCGCGGUGAAAUCACCCCGCCACAGUCGGAAUUGUAA
Trypanosoma conorhini is the source of this 1110-nucleotide messenger RNA. RefSeq names its product asparaginase. Gene Ontology annotation, molecular function: asparaginase activity. The transcript has a single exon. Lineage: Eukaryota; Euglenozoa; Kinetoplastea; Trypanosomatida; Trypanosomatidae. Bases 1 to 1110 code for a protein of 369 amino acids. The record is from RefSeq and is a predicted model, not a curated record.